Molecule: messenger RNA, 1997 nt
Organism: Psammomys obesus (fat sand rat)
Lineage: Eukaryota; Metazoa; Chordata; Mammalia; Rodentia; Muridae
Gene: Ifngr1
Product: interferon gamma receptor 1
Exons: 7
Coding region: 108-1535 (475 amino acids)
Biological process (GO): type II interferon-mediated signaling pathway
Cellular component (GO): membrane
Molecular function (GO): cytokine receptor activity; cytokine binding
Source: RefSeq, a predicted model, not a curated record
AGGCCUGGCGCCUGCGGUCUUGGCUGAGUAGUGUGCGGCGGACGUGACGCCGUGCCCGGGCCACUGGCGGCACUGGUUCCCUGUCCGAGGGUGUCCCUUGCUCAGGGAUGGACCCGCAGGCCGCAGCGCGCAGCAUGCUUCUGCUCGCGGUCCUGAUGCUGUCUGCGGAGCCCGGGAGCGGAGCUGUGACUAGCACGGAGGAUCCGGAGCCGCCCCCGGUUCCUGUACCAACGAAUGUUCUAAUUACCUCCUAUAACAUGAACCCUAUCCUAUGCUGGAAAUACCAGAACAUGUCACAGACUCCCUUUUUUACUGUACAGGUAAAGAAUUAUGGAAGUAAAUGGAUUGAUUCUUGCACCAACAUUUCUGAUCAUUGUUGUAAUAUCUAUGAAGAAAUUGCUAAUCCUGAUGAAUCUGUCUGGGCCAGAGUUAAAGCUAAGGUUGGACAGAAAGAAUCUGUCUAUGCAGAGUCAAAAGAGUUUAUUACAUGCCGACAAGGAAAAGUUGGACCACCUGGCUUGGACAUCAGAAGGAAGGAAGACUGGCUCGUUGUCCAUGUGUUUCACCCUGAGGUUAUUAUAAACGGAGAAAGGCUUGGAGUGAUGUUUGAUGAUAUUAGCACCUGUCACACAUUCGACUACACAGUGUACAUGAAAAAUAUUACAAGUGGAAAGACCCUAGAGAAGAAGCAUGAGGUUGAUAUAGAAGAUUGUAAUGAGACCCUGUGCCAGUUAAGCAUCGUCGUGCCCACACUGGACUCUGAAUACUGUGCUUCCGUAGAUGGGCUCUCAAAAUACUGGAAUGUUAGAACAGAAAAGUCGGAAGACGUCUGUAUUUCCCUUUUCCAUAACAACAGAAAAGAUUCAAUUUGGAUUCUGGUUGUUGCUCCUUUUAUCGUCUUUAUAAUAGUUAUCCUGGUAUUUGUAUAUUGGCAUAAUAAGAAGAAUCCAUGUAAGAGAAAAAGCAUAAUGUUACCUAAGUCCUUGCUCUCUGUGGUAAGAAAUGUCACUUCAGAGACAAAACCUGAAUCAAAAUAUGUGUCACUUGUUACAACGUGCCAGCCAGCUCUCCUUGAGAACGAGAGAGUAAUCUGUGAAGAACGCUUGUCCACAACGACGGCUCCAGACAAGCCAGGAGCCGCAGAACAUGAACUUUCAAAAGAAGCAGAGGCCAUGAUCACUGAAGGAAGCACGUCUCCUGUGACCUCUGACAGUCCUCCAACUCCAAUACGAAGAGGCAGUUUUUUCCAUUUAAGUAGCGACCAGUCAGGCCCCUGCAGCACUGCCACCUGUCACUCCAGACAUGGCUCUGACAGUGGCCUGGUGGGAUCAGGCAGCUCUGGAUCUGACUCCGAAGUUCUCCCACAUACCCCAGAAACAAAGGCUGUAGGGCAAGACCCCACCCCCGUGAGAAAGGCCCCCACCUCUUUUGGUUAUGAUAAACCCCACGUGUUGGUGGACGUGCCCGUGGAUGGCGGCGGGAAGGAGUCCUUGAUUGGGUACAGACUCACAGGAGAUGCCCCUGAACUGUGCUAAGACCACCCAGGUCCUGCCGGUGGUGAAGGCCUGCUUUGAUUUCAGGAAUGAUGUACCUUUGCUGAUACUAACCAUAUAAAAUGGCUGAUUUCUCUCCGUGUGGAAGGAACCUGUGCCAGUUUACUCUGUCAAAGGCACGUAAUGUUGCUUAUGAGCCCCUUUCUGGAUGUGUUAGCAGUAGUGAAUUUUACUCUACUAAUCUUGCUCCCUGCAGCCACUGCCCCUCCAUCCUAUAACCUCAAGGAACAUGGUGGGCUUUUUUUUUUUUUUCAAACACCUUCGUAUUUCUAAGUUCAUGUAUAUAGUAUGUUUACAUUUUUCACUUUGAAGGAAAAGCUGAGGGCUACGUAAAGUGAAUUCAGGCAGAUAGAAUCUGAUGGAACACAUCAUACAAGCAUGUACAUAUUUUUUUUUUAUGGAGCAUUACUUGUGAUUUUUAAGUAAAAUGUUUUGAAACCAAAA